UCUCCGGUCCAGUUUGCAUUUUCAGGUUUCUUGCCAGGUAGCCUGCUAAGGACAAUAGAAAACUACGUUUUCUAUCGCCAGCCGCCCCGCUCACUCUGUCUUUCUUCGCGUUUUCCUCACGGGACUUAUCCCUCCUCUCUUUUUUCCACUCGUAUCCUAGCCCGCAGCUUAACUUUUCCCACCAGGCUAUCGCUGUGUGUCCUUCCAAAUUACAGAUCUCUCCUUGAUACAAGAGAGAGAAAUAAAAAGAGAUUAUAAUGUCCCAACCGCGAAAGAUUCGUUCCCAUCACCUCAUAGGGGAUUGAUUCCACGUGAGUGCGUCUUCACUUCUAUUCCCGCGGCUUGCUUCUGAGUGCCGGGCUUUUUCCCUUCGUAUUUUCCACUGCCGACGUAUUCGGUGUCUCUGUUUCUUUGCAGGGUACAAUAUAGGCAGGUAGACGUUCAGGUGCGUAGAACUCAUUAGGCAUUUCUUGCAGGAUGAUAUAAAGGUCUAGAGUUUCAGUCCCGUUCAUUAUACCUAGAUGAGAAGGCGGGAUGCACGGUUUUCCUGUGGUUGCACAGGUCGGGGGAUGUAGCCCAGUUGAGUUUCUCUGGUGAUGGUAGAAUGGAGUUGGGCAUAUCUACAACCCAACAAAUUUCUGCCAAGCUCUACCAAGCAACAAACGAGCCUUAGCAGCUGUGGUUAUAUGCGAAUGUAGCCACAUUUCGAGGUUCGUUGUUGGCGUCGCACUCGAGUGCCGCUGGGAUUGCACACACACCCGAUCGUUGUCCUGUAUAUAGGGAACUGCAAGGUAAAGAAAGGGUCUGGAUGAUUGCCCGUGAGGGAGGCAAAAAUAACCACUAGAAUAAAAUUCUGAGCGGAUUUUCACAGCUGGCCAGCUAAAGCCGCGUCUUUAUGGAAGCCUCCUUCGCUAAUUCUAUGCGGAACCCUCGGUCUAUCUUCGCUGAAAGUGCCCGCUUCGAUUCAGUCGCGAUGUAUGACAAUGAAAUCGUGUUUCACGCCCGAAUACUUUACAUUGUCGAAUUUAGAGCAUCCCCUUGGGGGGGAUCUCGGUAUCUAACCGAUGGACGAAUCAUCUUUUCGAGAAUUUAUCGACAGGUCUUGGCUGUGGUGUAUUCGCGCAGGCGUACUUCGACUUCGUUUUUUCGGUAGUCGAUACAUAUUUGGUUUUCGUUUUACAACGUUCCGGACGUUUUCCAUUUCUAAACUAUUCCAAUAUUUCCGCCUUGCGAUGACGCUUGAAGUGUGUUACAAGGUACAGCUUUUCCAGAGUUAUUUCACCCAUUGAGAAAGUGGGAUGAUCUUUGAACAGUAUCAAUUAGUGUAUGUUAGAUGUAUUUGUUUUACCUGUUUGAAGCAAGCGAUCUAUAUCUGUGACCUGAACGGCUAUAUCGAAUAGUUUAUCGAUGACCGUUGAAAAGGGCUGACCUUGGGUCACUUAGUUACUGGUCCUGGACUGACUUCGUUAGAUUCGCUUUUUGUUUUUGCAGCUCAUCUUUAGUGUCUAAGACGUACCGUUAGAUAUCCCAUAUGGAGACGAGAUGCUUUGUUUCGUUCAGAAUCUUCCAUAAUUAUGGCAAUCGUUCCACCGUUUGAAAUGUAGUUAUCCCACAUUUUCUAUUUUUAAAAAAUUAUUAUUGAAAAACAAUAGUUUCGCGGCCAGUCUACUCUUCCGGUGUUUGUAUCACUAUCGCUCCCAACUUUAGAGGAGUGAUUUUUAUUAUUAGACAAUGUCCUCACUUUUAAACUCGGGGUUCUCUAAUGGCAAUCAAUCUGCCUCUGGUCGUAAGUAGCGACGACGAUUUGAUGCAAAUAUCUGUCUAACCUGUUUCUUUAAUGGUGUGCGCUUUGACGUUAUCCGUAUUUUCCGUUUAAAAAAAUCCAGCUAAGCAAAUACGAUGCAUUUAAAUCUCUGAAUUAUACUUUAAUAAAAUGCAAAUCUCAGAACACUUCGAAUAGAAGCCAUGGCGCAAUAUGGCCAACUAGCGGUUCUGAGAUCGUAGGCCGUGCUAUAACCUAGCAAUCUGCGUUAUUCCAUAUUGUUAACCCCUAUGAACAAUAUUGAUUGUUGAUAGGGUCGACAACUAACCACCUAAAAACGCAUAUGAACAGCUUGGACCGGAAACAGACGUGGAAAAGUACGAUGGAAGAAACCCUAGCUUGCUUCGAGCCCUUCGACGCCUCGCUCUCUAUAGACAAUAGUGAUAAUAACAUUUGGGCAAGCUAUGAUCGCCGUGUGUAUUCUGCUGAUUCUCUGAUCGGCAGAAACACGAACGGCGCCAGCAACGACAUUACCGGACUUUAAUCAUCAUUCCAUGAACUGUUUAUAGUUGAGAAGCAUGAACUUCUUUGGAAGCGACAUCGAUUCAAGCUGGACUCAUCUGUCAGCCAUUACGUGACACAGUCGAGGAUGAUUUUGCGUGGACGAUACAGGUAAGCGCGUCGAUCUGUGUUGCUGACAUUUUCCUCAACGUGCAGAUCUAGCUGAGAACUCAGGCUUAGGCGGCUCUUUUGCAGGACACCACAAUGCCGUCGAGUUCAAAUCGCCCGGGCAUGCUUAAUGCCUACAAGCUUCUCGUUCUAUAACUCGUCGGCAGCGAUCCGACACCGAGCAGGUCGGAGUUUGAUGCAAAGAAACAGCCACUAUCAAAACACAUCCAAACCGAACGAGUUUCCAGAUCGCAGAAAUCGGAUGCUGACAUGACAGCCCGAUAAUGCGGAACGUCGCUAGGUGUACUAUGCGUUGAUUUAUUGACACUUAAACAUGUUAAAUGGGGGAUAGACGACGAGGCAGAUAGCGGCAAUCUAUACGACGAUAAUGGUGAUGCUAACGUCAUGGCAAAGCUGUAAACAGACAUCGACUUCCGGGAAUUAUUCCUAAUAUUAUACCUACAACCGUAACAAUAACAAAUGCAGACAGAAUAGGUUGUCAGUACAAAAUCGAAGGAGGAUCAUCGACGUUCGUUUUGGUGCUUGGUUGCUUUUCGUUUAGGCUUCAGCUACUCUCCGUAUAUGUUGUGCGCGUCCUUCUAAGCACUGCCUCUGAUACAGUUGCUCCUGCUGUCGUCGUCUUCGUCGUCGUCGUGAAAUAGCGUUACGACGUCAAUCCACCUACGAUGCAGAAGCGAGAUUGAAGACUGUCGCUGACUUCUGAUUGCCGGCCGCGUGUACAACAUGUACACUUGUUGCUGGUGCCUCAGCUUUCCAACGUUUCGUAUCGUAAAGUUAAACGAUCAAUUACAGCUCUUUGGGCAAUAUUUGCCUGGUACAACCGUGGAGUAUUUUUGACUAUGCAAAGUCAGUGCUGCAGCAGCAGCAGUAACAACGCACAGAUAUCACCGGUACACACUUCAAAUGACUAUGGCUGCUGACAAACAACCCCCACGUAUGUUUAUCAAUCCGACCGAGUAGAAGACUAAGAAUUAGCCGGUACAUGUUGCUUCUUGUACGCGGAGUGAUCCUUCCUGCCUUCAAAAUGCCGCGAGUGAAUUUAGAUGGAUAGGGAAAAAUAAUUGCGAUCGGUUCUUGCGCUUGAUAGGCAUUAUUUCGUGGGCUCACUUUGCCAGCCGCUGCAGAAUUAAUGACCGACUGACGGACACUCACUUAAGUUUUUGUUCUUUCGCUUUUUUCUUCAGCUGCUCGUCGUUUCAGCGUUUGUCCUCAAUUGCGCGCUGCGUUUUUUCAUUUGGCGUCUUCUUCCAGCCACGGCAGUUUUCUACGGCGGCAGAAGAACCAGAUAGGCUAUCACCGUUGUUUCUACUUCUCCAACCUUCAUCACCGCCAUCUUGAGCGUUCUACAACAGCUAUCAGCCAACGCGACGGAUCGACAUCACUUUUCGUUUAUGUGGCCCCGCCUCCUUCUGGGCGGCACCACCCUAUUGCCUUUGAUGGCGCUCCAAUCGAUUCCCUGCAGCUUCCCGCGGCUGCAACCGUCCCUUAGGUCCGCCCCAUCUCACCCUCGCGGCGGCGAGUGGUCGCGCGUCGGUAGAGGCUCGCGCCGCUAGACGUCGGGUUGGCCGUCGGUUCUCGCUCUCUGUGGAUUUGUGUGCGCCGAGUGGCUACAGCCGAUAUGCGGUGCUAUCAACGACCGCCGCGUCGGUGCGUUUGUGUGUGUGCGCGUAUCGAAGACCAACGACAUUGAAGUAACCUCGGUUUGUUGCUGCUGCUACCACCGCCGCCGCCGCCGCCGCCGCCGCCGACGCCGCUACAGCCGCUGCAUAGCCAGCAUCGUAACAGCAUACGCCGCCAGCGCGUCGUCCAUACGACGGUCCCGCCGUCUACAGCACAUGUGCGUUCCCUGUGCGUCAAAGCUGCCCGUGUGAGAGUGGCUGUGUAAAGUCGUCGUGGCCUGUGUGUUUCGAGGGGAGACUGCGGUUCUACUGUGCGUCUGAGGAAGUAAAUGAAGUAACGGCAAGCGACGCCUAAACCCGAGAGGCUCAGGCUUCGUUGGUGUUUGCUGCGUUAGGCUCUGCCUGCCAAUGUACAGCCAAUCCGGCCAAAAGUAGCUACGAAGCUGUCGUUUCGUUUCAACGGGCAAUAGCAGUAGUAGAACGACGAAAGCAAAAAACGCAUGGGGGUUGAGUGCUGGCUAACAGACAGGCUCCCCCGACACGGUGGCCCGAAGAACUUAUAGCUAAGAGCCGAGAGCUAACAACCCUGGAGCACAGCUCUCUCCCCGGUUUUACACCACCAACAAACAACAGGCGGCUGCCGCUGUGGACUUACUGCUUGAGGCCUGCGCUCUGAGCCGGCGGCCAGACACCAACGAUUGGCCGGCGCAGGCCCAACUGCCCCGAACUUCUGGCGACCACAGUGAAAGACAUACACAACUCAUAUGUCCUACAUCUUCAGCACUCAGAAACUCUGAAGCAUUUGGGUCUUUGCCAGGCUUCUUCCCCCUUGAAUCGCUGCCGCCCUUACGGGUAGUAGCUAAGCGUUUGGCAGGCUUUUCCAUCCAAUACCAUACAUCCUCUGGCAGCCGUAGUGGCUCUUUGAGCCCCCACAGCCCUUUUUCCCUUUUCUCCACUAACAAGGGCGACCAGGCUUUCAUACGAGUUAGGUCGUGCUGUUUUCCCUGUUGUCGGUUCUGCCUACCCCAUCAGUUCUUUCCCGUUUGGCCUUUCCCCAACGGGUGGAUUCGAUUGUGCUGCCUAGUCCUAGGCUAGGCCUGCUGUUCCGUCGUCUCGGAGGCCUGUCGGUCUUGUAUCGUUUCUCAACUCGACGGCUGUUCACAACGCCGGCCAUCGUCAUAGUCGCAGCGGGCGUACAUUGCUGCUAUAUGCACCCGGUUACUCAGGCCCCGAGUUUCGCACGGCCUCGACAAGAAGAGGCGCGAGAGAGGCGUCCCGUACAAAGCGACACAGGCCGACAUUACAGCGAGGAACCACCAGCCUUAGCGACGAAUGCGAUAACGAUGAGAGCUUCCAACAACUGUAGAUUGGUCCUGCCGCUACAGCAUUGCGGCUCGAUAGCUUGUGUAGUUGCUCUGCUAUAUCGGCGCUAAGACAGAUCGCACAAUACCGUUUCAGUUUAGCCGUUACUCUUAGUCCCUAGGCAUACGGGACGUUUCUAGACCGCCCACGUUAUACUCCAACUGCAUAGACCUCUAGAAAACAAACCAAGAACAAAGCCAGAUCGACCGUGCAACGCGAACAUCAACUGGUAGCUUGGUAGUAAACGCGUUGUGCGCGCAAACCAUCCGCUCCGAUCUGUUUCACUUUUCCCAGUGUUCUCCCGCCAGUAUUUCUGUGCGUAUUUUGCCGCUACGGCGUUCUCGUAGCUUUGACAAUCGUGUGGCGCUGGCUGGCUGGCUGGCUGGCUAAGUUUUUGCGUGUGUGCUUAUUUGUGUGUAUCUGUUUAUUUACCGUUGGUCCGUGUGUUCCUUGCCUGGGUAUGUCUGAAUGUGUAAGCCUUGACCCUCCGGAGUGUUGAUGCUGCUAGCACCAGACAAUCAACCAGCGAAGCAAACAGGCGCCCUGUUCUCGGCUGAUACUGCUUUUGCUUUACUUUGUCAGAAGGCAGCAGCAGCAGCAGCAACAGUACGGGGCCACAUCACCAUCGAGAAUCGGCGUCUCGCACAAGAUACUACUAUCAGAAUUAACGGCGCCGCCGAAGCUGGUCGGCAGCCGCAGUAGCUACGGCGCGGCCGCCCGCCCGCCAGCAGCGAACGCGAACAUCAUCACCAUUAUCAGCGACGAGCCCCAAACGACAGCAGCUGCCAAACGCAGCAGCGGCGGGCGCUAGCAGGAGCACCAAACCGACAAAGUGGCAGCAGCAGUAGCAGCAGCUCUGGCCAGCUCGUGUUUCUCCGUUCGUCCGCGGCUCGUUGCUGUCCUGUGACUACGCCGACUGGCUUCAUCCCUUUCUUCAACGACGGCAGUGAGCGUCCGUUGGUUCAGCCCAGCGAGCAGCGACUGAGUCAGCGGACGAACGAUCCCCGCAAGCGGAUGGUUGCAUUGGAGCACCACUGAGUUGUUGUUCGUUCCACAGCACUAACAGCCGCUGACGACUGCUCGUAACGCUGGCUGUAAGGGACUAUAGCGGUACAGACAGCUUCUAGCGAUAUAUAUUAGUCAAACUACUUAGCUCAAUAGUGGAGAGGAGGAGAACAACUGGAACAAAGAACAGAGGCGAAAGUCAGGGUAUCGCCGGUACCCUACGAAGAACCGCAUGUAGGACAACAAAAACAGGACAGCAAACCGGCAGGCCGAAUCGACGCACCGCUUCAUUACCAGAUCGAUCUCUUGCUUGUCCGAUCGGUUCCAGCAACUGCAUUGUGCUCUGUGGGCCUCUGUAAGUAUUUAUGUGCGGGUGUCGCUUUUCGGUAAGCGAAACAAAGUGGACGAAACGGCAACAAGAAAAAAAUUUCAUUAUGGCUAAAAACAAAGGUUUUACAAGUUACAGAAGGUAAAGUUCUUCGGCUUGUUGUUUAUGCAGAAGUUACGAAAAAAAAAAAACGUGAGGUUACGCCAGUACAUCGCCAUUACUCUGGCCGUUCGGCAGAUAUGAAGUGUACGCGGUUCAUCUGUCCAUCAGAGUUAGUUUAGCGCAGGAGGAACGGUGAUCCAUGUCUUCUCCGCUUUUACCAUCGUCAAGCUGCGAGAUGCCAUUUUAAUACAUCGUGAACAAGAUUAUAACAGUAAUCAGCCAGAGCAAACGAGCACGAAAUCGACUUGCUUGUGAAUAAUGCAAGAAUCUGCAAAGAAAACGGUCGUCCCAACCACUCAGAUCUACCGCGCAAACAAAAAGCGUCGUAAGAAUUAGCUAUCAUCGCCCUGUGGGCCACCGUUGAACCGAGGAAACGUCGGACGCGCUCGUUCCUGGAUUGACUGUGAUACUGAGGAUAUGUAGGAUGAAAGAUAGGUCGUAUCGUAGGUAUAUCAUCUCAGUGGUGUGCGCCAACUCCACGUAAUUCAGGCCUAGUGGACGUCAGCAGGAUAGCGAGCGCGACCUUUCUGCGGCUUCCCGUAGUCAAAGUGAAUAGGUGUCUUCGUUUCUGUUUUUGUUGGUGGUUCGCCGCAGAUGUUCAAGCACUCGGAACGGCCCGUGGGCAAAAAUGGGCAGUGUUCAAUGUGAAAGAUGAAUAUGUCGGCAGGCCAUCAUCAAUAAGUAUGUUGUUUGUUGCAAUGUGCGUGGUAUCGUGUGCAUGUUACGCCAUGCGCAGAUGCGCUCAACUUUGCGUAAAAGCUUCAUAUCGGUGCGCGUCGUCUCGAGGGAAAAAGAAAUCAUCAAAUGAUCUUGUGCUCCCGAGUGUCUCUAUUAUCAUCUUCUGUGCCUCUAUAAUUGCGUAGGUGGCAGAAAAAAAGCUUCCGAAGUGAUCUGCUGCAGUGAAAAUAAAUUUUUCAUCAUCAAAUAUAAUUUUGUUAUCUAGCUUCUAGUGCCUCGAUUACCAAUUCAUCAAGAAUGGAUAUAAAUGACUCUAAAUAGAUUGUGCGCUUGGUAUCUCCUGUUCGUGCACUUCCCUCAGUACGUAUCUACUCUAUUAUAGAAUUGAGCACCAUCGAUUCUGUGACUCUGCUAUGUGUAUGAUGAUUUAAAAAUAGCAGCUAUGAGCCUUGGGGAUCGUUUCCAGUUGAAACCAGUUCUCUGAAAGUAUGAAAAUUGCUGAAAUAAAGUGAGGUUCUCAAGCAAGUGCGUGCAAUGGUUGUCUAUAUCGUGUGCACAGUAUGCGCCCCGUGCAGUUGAGCUGGAUAACAAACAGUUAGUAAUAAUAAUAAUAGUAAUUAUAACAUUGAUAAACGGACUGGGCCCUCAGAAAACCCUCGGCUUAUAGUCAAAGCAAGGGCUCAACUCUAGCACGUAAAGGGUGGAGCACCAUUGGAGAUACUCCCUCGUUGCGAAACAACGACAACGGAGCAAUCUGGCCAAAGCAACGUCCACUGUCCCGGUCGUCUCUAUCUCAAGAUUCGUUACGAGGUGGUUCCUGCCAGAGGUACUGGGGGCGCCAAUCCAGCCCUUUUCUAGGACAAGGCCAUAGAGAAAAGACACGCACAGUCUAAGCGGAUUUUUUUCACGCUCAAGGCAGAGAGCCGACCUAGUUUGUUGGCUGGGUUCGUGUUGUUGGACAAAGCUGAGGUUUUACGGGCGGUGAAGAUCGUCGACGAACUGCGACAAAUUUCGCCACUAUCAUCAGCAGCUUCCUCUCAAUCGACCAGCCCGUACUUUUCCCCUGUCACUGCUUGCACUGUUAGCGACUAGCGGAGUUCCGGUUGUUGCGGUGUGGCAACGUUGGCGGGCGCUUGUGGCUUGGCGGUGCCGCUCGGCGCGCCGUCGCCGGUGCGGGGCAAAACACCUUCGCCCCAGGGGCGGUUGCGGCCCCUUUCGCCGGUGACGUCGGUCGCCAGUGACCGCGAUCUUCGAGAGCCACCCCCUCUUGAGCUGCCUCUAACUCUAUCGAAAGGUAGCAACACAACUAGCUCUAGCAUACACCUGGGGACAACUGGCCCGCACCACAAUCAGACUUCAUCCGCACUACUGAACGAAGGCACGAGUUGUCCCGGUUCGGUAGGUUGUCCUACAGGAGUGGGUGCAAUGGCCUAUCAUUUGAAGAAUCCAGCUGCCACAGCCGCUGCCUACAACGGCAUCAGUCAUCUGACAGGAUCAACAGUUGAUCUCUUACAUUCAUCACCGGUGCACGCUUAUCCACCUCAUACGCCGAUUCGUGUCCUAGACAAGUAUGGCCGUUCGGAACCUGAUUGGGAAUCGCAGAUGAUCGAAGAUGCGUGGUAUUCGUCAGCCGGCUGUCAUCCAGGGGGAGGUCCGGCGCCGCGUAAGCAGCGCCGCGAAAGAACGACGUUUACGCGAGCUCAGUUGGAUGUCCUCGAGACUCUCUUUUCGAAGACUCGCUAUCCCGAUAUCUUCAUGCGGGAGGAAGUUGCGGUAAAAAUUAACUUACCCGAGAGCCGGGUGCAGGUUUGGUUCAAGAAUCGACGUGCCAAAUGUCGACAACAACGGCAACAAAGCCAAGCACAGGCUCAAACGACGAACGCAACUGCUGGUUCGGGUGGCAAGGCAAGCCGUCCGAAGAAGUCAAAAUCGCCUCUUCCGCCAGCCACGGCACUCUCGAUGAGUCCCGGCAGAGGUGCCUCGCCCUACAAGCCGCCGGCACUCGCUAUGACGCCACCUAUUGGUCCAAUAACGGCGCUAAGUAAUGCAGCGGCUUCUAUGGCGAACGGAGCAUCGAUCUGGUCUCCGGCGGCAUGCGACUUCGGCGGUCCUCCUCUGCCGCCGCCCACAGGGGCGAUGCAAACCAGUCACCGUACGUCCAGCGCUAUGAGUCCCCCACCAAUGGGUGCCGUCGGUCUGGGGGGCGUCGUUUCCAUGGCAACGAGUGCCCAUCACCCAUCGCAUCCUUCACAUCCAGCUCAUUACUCUUUACCCCAAAACAGCAAUACUCCUCCAGCCCCAGGUUACCCCCCUCCAUCUGCUUAUACAACUGGGUCGUAUUACCCAAACUGCAUCAACCUCGAUUACCUCGCGCCAACCUCGGCGUCCCCGCGCAGCACUGACUCGCCGCUGUACAAGGCACCGGGUGGCAGCACAGGCAAUUUCUCCCCAGGACCAGCGGGCGCGCCCGGUUCGACGGGUGGCUACCCACUAUCGCAAGGAGGGCCACACGCCACAAAUUUUGCCACCCUACAAAGCUGUUAUCCUUGUCCUACGCCACCGAUCUCCGUAUCUGCAUCUGUCGCGGAGGUCGCAGCGUCUUCAACGCCUAACUACUACUCAAAUCUUUCCUAAAUCCGGACAGAAUUUAUGAUGAUAAUAAAGUGGUAUCGAUACCGGUAAUGGUGGGUGAUAAAUGAAUCGGUGUGUGAAGGUGUGGGCGAUCAAUGGUGUUUGAUCUCGUUCGCUCUCAGUGACAACCACUCAGACGAGAAGCGUUGAUCGGAACGGAACGCAAAGAAGGGAAAACGGUUAGGAGAAAGAAGGAAGGCUCGCAAAUCUUAGCGAGGCUGGUAUGACACAGCAGCCUUACACAUAUAUAUAUAUAUGUAUAUAUAUAUAUACAUCUAUAUAUAUCGUAAGUAUAUAAUGGCUGGAAAUAGUUAUACACAGGACACACAAAGGGCACAUCAUAGGCAAUGAAAAGUUACGGCUGAUGAGCGCGUCCUAAAUAUUCUUUCCUGUGACAAAUCACCAGGAGAAGUAUCAUAACAAUCACGUAAACAAAGCGUACUACAGCAACAUGCCACAGUAAAAAUAACAACACCAAAACAGUUCGAAGUUUUACACGGGGUGGGGGGUGUAUACUAUAGCAAGUCCAUUGUUGUUAGUAUAUCCGGCAAUCAACGUCGCAUCAGUAGACGGUGCGGCAAAACCGUUAAGAUGAAUAAGGCUACAAUAGGUUCCGUGAAUUGGACUGCAAGAAAAGGGAACGAGACUAGUUCAAGACGGCCUUGAGUUGUGUGUUGGAGUUAUGGCGCAGGUCAAGCAUGUUUACUUAGUCCGAGUUGCAGUCGAUGGCGAACGCAGCGGUUAUUACAAUUAUUAUUCAUCUAUUAAAGUAUACGAUAUAGAUGAACAGUUCAUGCAAUGAUCCGAUUGAGCGGGGCGACGCGGCCGAAUGUCAACGGUGAGUCGUUUUAGCAACACUAUAAGCUACAACCCACAUCUCUUGUCAAUGGGCACCUAAUUGUAAGAAGGGGGGUGUGGCUGAUUUAAAGGUCAUCGCUUGUCAAAGGAAGUGAACAAGCUGGCAGAGUGAUCCCUGAAGCGUACGAAAGGGAAACAAAUUAAAAAUACGUUACUGAGACUCAUAAAGGCCAAUUCAGUGCAGGAUCAAUGCUCCUGACCGGAAAUAAUGCGUUUGU
This is a messenger RNA of Varroa destructor (honeybee mite), 11313 nucleotides long. RefSeq lists its product as uncharacterized. Gene Ontology annotation, cellular component: nucleus. Gene Ontology annotation, molecular function: DNA-binding transcription factor activity, RNA polymerase II-specific; RNA polymerase II cis-regulatory region sequence-specific DNA binding. Gene Ontology annotation, biological process: regulation of transcription by RNA polymerase II. The record is from RefSeq and is a predicted model, not a curated record. NCBI's taxonomy places the organism in Eukaryota, Metazoa, Arthropoda, Arachnida, Mesostigmata, Varroidae.